AGAGAUGAAACCCAGCCUUGCUGUGCUUUAGUGCUUCCCUGGGAUCCAGCAGGAUUUUUUGGGGGAUACAGGUGCUGGCGGCACUGAGGACGGAUGAGCCGGCACUCUUCCCUUCGGAAACGCCACCAACUCCUGACAGCACGGAGGCCCAGCAUGAAUGUGAACUGUGCUGGGGGGACAGACUGGUCGAGGAACCUGGAGUCCAGUUGCCCUGUGGAAAACAGACCUGUGGCAUCCCAUGAGCCAGAAGAAAGUGCUGUGGUGGUAGGAGGUCACAGCCCUGCUGCAGUUCCCAGGCCUGAGGGUUUGGAUCCCGAAUGCCGACACCACACCUGCCCAGGAAGUCCCCAGAUCAGCUGCAUGCCCCCUGCUCCCGAAGACACUCACAGCUGCCAUUUCCCAGAUGGAAAUAAGAGACAGUCGGAAUAUUUCAGCCCCCAGGAGCGCCACGGAUGCUGCACUUUGUCUUCGAGCAGCAGUUCACAGACAGUGGCUCCCGAGAAAGUGACCCUCGUGGUGGAUGGCACUCGCUUUGCAGUGAACCCCCAGAUCUUCACUGCUCACCCUGACACCAUGCUGGGAAGAAUGUUUGGGCCAGGAAGAGAAUAUAAUUUCACCAGGCCAAAUGAGAAGGGAGAGUAUGAAAUCGCCGAGGGAAUCAGCUCAGCCGUGUUCCGCACGGUGCUGGAUUAUUACAAAACUGGAGUCAUUAACUGCCCUGAUGGGAUUUCCAUCCCAGACCUUCGGGACACGUGUGAUUACCUCUGCAUAAACUUUGAUUUCAACACAAUCAAAUGUCAAGACUUAAGCGCUCUGCUACACGAGCUCUCCAACGAUGGGGCUCACAAGCAGUUUGACAGCUACCUGGAGGAGCUGAUCCUGCCCAUCAUGGUGGACAGUGCCAGGAAAGGGGAGCGGGAGUGUCACAUCGUCGUGCUGACAGAUGAGGACACCGUGGACUGGGAUGAAGAUCAUCCACCUCCCAUGGGAGAGGAGUACUCACAGAUCCUUUACAGUUCUAAGCUGUACAGAUUCUUCAAGUACAUCGAGAACAGGGACGUGGCAAAGGCCGUGUUAAAGGAGCGGGGCCUGAAAAACAUUCGCAUUGGCAUCGAAGGCUAUCCCACCUGCAAAGAGAAGGUGAAGAGGAGGCCUGGUGGCCGCUCAGAAGUCAUCUACAACUACGUCCAGCGGCCGUUCAUCCAGAUGUCCUGGGAGAAGGAAGAGGGCAAGAGCCGCCACGUGGAUUUCCAGUGCGUUCGCAGCAAAUCCCUCACCAACCUGGUCACGGUGGGGGACGAUGUCUCAGAGGACCACGAGGUGAUGAUGCAUCACCCCCCACAGGUGGAUGAGCUGGACAGGCUGAACGCCCCCUUCUCCCAGAUGGUUCUGAACGAUUUCCCGGAUUAGGGGCCGGGAGGGUCCUGCUGGAUGUGGGGGACAUCUCCUCGUGCUCUCGUCCCUGAGCGGUGGAUCACGGACUCCUUGCAAGGUGCUUUAUCCUCGUUCAUGCUCUUAACUACGUUGUCAUAUUUACAAGCAUGUUAAUAAAAGAGCCACACUCCAUAGUCUUAA
Molecule: messenger RNA, 1575 nt
Organism: Empidonax traillii (willow flycatcher)
Lineage: Eukaryota; Metazoa; Chordata; Aves; Passeriformes; Tyrannidae
Gene: KCTD20
Product: potassium channel tetramerization domain containing 20
Exons: 8
Coding region: 94-1410 (438 amino acids)
Biological process (GO): positive regulation of phosphorylation
Cellular component (GO): cytoplasm
Molecular function (GO): protein binding
Source: RefSeq, a predicted model, not a curated record